Formica exsecta is the source of this 2996-nucleotide messenger RNA. RefSeq names its product myb-like protein X. Gene Ontology annotation, cellular component: microtubule; cilium. Gene Ontology annotation, biological process: cilium assembly. The record is from RefSeq and is a predicted model, not a curated record. Lineage: Eukaryota; Metazoa; Arthropoda; Insecta; Hymenoptera; Formicidae. The transcript has 11 exons. Gene Ontology annotation, molecular function: microtubule binding. Bases 116 to 2683 code for a protein of 855 amino acids.
AUAGGUAGGCAAUUGAAAAUGGACAAUUGUCAUAGGUAAGGGUUUAGUUUAGAGUCUUGUUUUAUCUCUUUCGAUCGCGUUCAUCGUUGUUUUCCCGCGGGAGUCGCGUACGAUUAUGAUCGGGAGAACAUCGCUGGUAGAACAAAAGAGACUUCAAUGGGCAAGGGAAAGGGAAGAAAUGGCUCGUCUCGCUGUUAAUUGGGGACCUUUAAAACCAAGUAGUAACUACAAUAACCGAACCCACAUUCGCACUUACUCAAAUGACGUCAGAUUGUCCUUGGAAGAAAUUAAGGAUAAGCCUUCCGCGCAACCCCUUCGUGCGACCGGACGUUAUGGAAGCACUGUCAGUCUGAAGAGUCUGGUGACAGAAAAUUCUGGAAAUGGCAAUAACAAUCUCAAGUGUCUCGACUAUAAUGGCGGUAGUUUGAUUAAUCUCCGGGAUCAGAUGGACGUGUCGCAAAUCAGACGCAGGAGUCCCAGUUUGCCUCCGAUUUUCAACAAGGAGCAACAACAGUAUUUUUGCCAGCUGGAACAACAGCGUGAUUUCGGUGUAGAGGGAUCGCGAUACCAGUCGCAGAGAUCGCAGAAACUGGAACACCAUCACCAUCGGUCCAACGAUCAUCGCGAGGCCCAUAAAGAGCCUCGUCAUUACGGUUCACCGGGCGAGGAACGCGAAGGCGAAACUUCUGGUUAUGCCAGUGAUUCAAUCGACGUACCUCAGGCAAGGCAAAGAGUACUAGCUGAUAGUAAAGCAGCGGCCAGAAUGGAAAUGACGGAAAAAACCUGGCAGAAUCCUUAUUGCACCACCCCAGAAAGUUCAUUGCCACCCUCGAGGAGGCUCUCACCCGGUAGACUGGGAGAAUUAAACAGGCCAAGGUGGGGCAGCGUCUGGGGUCAAGACGGAAGAAGCGAUCCGCCGCCGCCCUCUUGGCUAUCAAGAUUAGGACAAUCGAGUCAAGUUUUAGUGAUCAAUCAUGAUAGCGCUAGCAGUCCGGACAGUUCGACAACUGGUUCGACCAGCUCCGACACCAACAAAGUAUCUUAUCUUCGGGGUCAAAAUAUCCCAGUGGACGCGGACAUUCUUCAAGAACGUGAAGCGAGACGGCAGAAAGCGUUGGAAUUGCAAAAUGCUAUCAAACAGCAACUUGAGGAGAAGGACAGGCAGAGGAAAGAGGAGAAGGAGCGACGGAUGAAAGAAGAAAGAUUGGAAGAUGAACGAAUUCGACAAGAAAGAGAAAAAGAAAGGGAAAGAUUGGAAGAAGAACAACGGAUAUUGCGCGAGAAGGAAGCGGCAAAGCUGAAGAAGGCGCAGGCGAUGCGCGAGGUACUGGAGGCUGCGGAACGGCUGGCCAAAGAAGAGCGGAAGAAUCGGCGGAAACGAGAUGGGCACACCAACGAGGACACUGACGUGAUGACGCAGUCUUCCAACGAGUCAAACGCGGCCAUCGGCGUGGAUACAUGCGAGGAAGAAAAUUGUUCGCAAGCACAAAAGCAAAGCACAAACUUGACCACCGAUUAUCCCGUGAAGAAAUGCAAAAGUCCGAAGGACGUCAAGGAGGCUGACAACUAUCGCGAAAGCGAGAAUGACAAAGAUUCUCCGAAGGGCUAUUCGCAACCAAAUUACGCGGACAAGUCGGAGGAGGCUAUGCUGGAUCCGAAUCCAAUGUCUCUUCAGGUUCCUGUGAGCAAGGACGUGGCGAUUGUGCUGAGCGGCAGGCUGGAGGAUCCGGAGAUCCUGAGCAGGGCGAAUUUGCAAUUGGUGAAUCUGGUGAUGACGCCGAGUCCGCGUAGAUUCGCGGAGAACACCGCGGAGUAUUUCUCGCUGGGCCUCAACACGAUCAAGAGGAACAAUGAAAGUCCUAGGAAUCUGAGGAAAUCCUCGAGGGAUAGCGCCUCGUCGGCCCUCGUGGAGAACAGGCUGUUGACGCCCAGUAAAUAUAGAAUGAUGGCCGGCCGGGACUUUGGCACGCAAACAGACGUAGAGUCCGAUAUCCAGGAACUGCGGGAGAAGCUGCAGAAUCAAUCGAUCAGGGAUCAAGAUACUGAAGGGACAAAGGACAGGAAGGAUACGACGAAUGCCAGUCGAAGAAACGUUGAAAAGUCGAUCAAUGUGAGUCCAGGCGAUGAAAUUUCCAUAAAAACACUUUCGCGAUCCAAAUCGCAACCUAGAACCACGCUCGAUAGCAGACCGCGAUGGAACGCUAAUCGCCCAGGUACACGAUAUCGAACGCAAAGUGAGAAAGACCCGCACUAUCAGAGAAAAUUAAGAUUAAGAAGGCGACAAGUCGAGUCUAGCGACGAAGGAUCUAGAUCGCCAUCUCCCGAUCGGCGAAAAUCGAAUAACGGAAAAUCGAAGAAUCGGAACAUUAUCAGGCGUAAAGCGAAACUCGAGAAUUACGACGCCGAUCUAUCGAUGGACAGCCUGAAUUCCAUUGUGCCUCUACGAAUCGACAAAAAUGGGAAGAUCAAUAUUGAGGAUCGUGCUGAAAAAAAGAUGCGAUCGGACAACGCUUCUUGCAAUACGAACCGUGCAGAACGAUCGGACAACGAUAAUUCCAAUGUCUGGUGCGGUCAAGAGAUCUUAUCCAAGCUGUCAUCAUUGAGAAGCGGACUUUUGAUGAAGCAAAUCGAGUGGGAUUCCGAGCGAUGUCUGGUCUCACCCGCUGCGUCCGAAGUCUUUUAAAUGCCCGCAGAAUUUCGUUGUUUCCUUUCGUUUUUUUUUUUUCGUUUGCAUAGAAAGUGAGAUCGAGUAGAAUGCAAAAGGGGUUUUGAGAAAUACGUUGUUUGUUUCUUCAAGCAAACAACGCGAGGUAUUCAAACGCCUUUCUCGCAUUGCAGAUUUAGAUAAUGGCCUUUCAACUGGACGAUCUGUUGAAGGACGAUAAGAAGGAUGCGAAUUUGAUACCUGAUUUGAGCAAGUCGACCUGUAAUUCUUACGAAGAGUUCCGGCGACUCAAGGAACACUGUCCGGAGUUUAAGAUCAAACCGGAAAAGGU